AUGGAUUUUGGAGGUGCUCCAGGGAAUGAGAAUGGGAGUGCUCUGGAAGAGCAAGUGCAGCAUCUUGCUAAGGAAAAUGUGCAGUUGCAAGAUAGGGGUGAGAGACUGUACGUGAAGCUUGGAGACAUGCAGGAGAGGAUGGGGAAGCUGGCUGGCUCCAAAACAGAUUUGCCAACCAGACUGGUCUUCACUGAAGAGGAGAAACUGAAGAUUUCCAAAGAGCUCAUUGAUCUCCAGAUUGAGACAAACAAAAUGAGGGAACAAUACGAGACAGAGAACUUUGAGCUAAAAAAUAUGAUCCUGGCCCUGGAGAAUCGUGUGCUGGAGCUGGAGCUCUCCGGUGAGAAGGUCACCGGGGAGCGGGAUGCCCUGCAGGAGCGUCUGCGCGCCCUGGAGUCCAGCCGGCAGGAGCUGGCAGACGAGUACAUCAUCUUGAAAAGCAAUUACCUGGCACUAGGCAAAGAGCUUGACCGAGAGGUGAUGAAGAAUGAAGAGCUCAGCCUAGAACUGCUCAACCUGGCCAAUGCCAGGAACAGCCUUGCCCCUGCUCAGGACAACCGCAGCCACCCGCAAGCCCGGGAAGACGAAGCCUCUGCUGAGCUGGCAAGAGUGCGUGCAGUCGUGCCCCGUCUCUCCGCUCGGGAGGGAAAGGUAAGGAGCUCCCUUUGCUCGGAACAUGAGCAGCAAAAGCUGGAGAGAAAUUUGCUUGGAAACCAAGAUCACAUAAAAGUGGAGCUUGAAAAAAUGAAGAAAACCUAUGAUUUGCAGCAGCAGAAGCUAGAGGAGAGAGUGCUCAUGCUGGGGAAGGACCUGCGGGAGGCGAAGAGAGCGAUCCGCGACACCCAGCACAAACUGGCGGAGCAGUCAGCGGUGCUGCUCACCUCGCAGAGCCAGCUGCAGGAGGUGGAGGCAGAGAAUUCCCGGCUGCAGCUCCGGCUGAAGGAGUUGACCGAGCAGUACCGCUCCCGGCUCGCGCGGUACCUCGGGGACUUGGCGGAGUACAUGGACAGCAAAUGCAGCAACCUGAAGGAGCCUAGCAAAGGCCGAGCUAACCAUGCUCACAUGAAACGCUUCGUGGACAGCAUGCUGAAGGAUAUCAAGGCUUCAUACAAGUCUCGGGAAGAGCAGCUAGCUGGAGCAGCACGUGGCUACAAGAAACGGAUGAGAAACUUGGUCAAGAAGCAUGAAAACCUGCUGAUUGCUUACAGGAUGCAGCGGGAGCAGAUCCAGGCCCUGGGCAGCAGUGAUAUGGACUCUGGCCCUGCUGAAUUCCACUUUUCCAUCACUGAUCCGGAGCUGCUGACAAACACAACCCAAGAGUUAAACCGGCUGCGGGAAGAUAAAGCGAAACUGGAGGUGCAAUUGCAUGAAUUGCAAGAGAAGAAAAGACUGAGAGAAACCUCUGGCCUUGGGCUGUCCCCAGAGCAGAAGCUGGAUGAAGAGAGCUGGGUGGAGGUCAAGAAGCAGCUCCAGGAGUUUGCACAUACCACCCAGGAGGAUUUGGAGAGAGAGAGAAGCCAGCUGCUGACUCGGGCAAUUGUGGCAGAGCAGCAGGUGUCGGAGCUGCAGGAAUACAUCGAUAAGCAUCUUGCAAGGUACAAGCAGGAGAUCCUUCGGCUGAGAAAAGUCGUUGGUAACGAGGCACCACGUGCGCUCAAUGCUGACGCUGCUGACGCUCACUUACAACAGAGAUCCCAAAGGACCAUCAGCCAGGAACUAUAG
Tinamus guttatus (white-throated tinamou) is the source of this 1722-nucleotide messenger RNA. NCBI's taxonomy places the organism in Eukaryota, Metazoa, Chordata, Aves, Tinamiformes, Tinamidae. The record is from RefSeq and is a predicted model, not a curated record.